AUGAACUGGAAAGAAAUCCUUUUUCUCUCUUGCCUUGCAACUUUUGUGCUCUUGCUUGUUCUUGAGGAAAGCGACAGCGCUGCUGUGGGCACCAGGAAGGCAGCUGGGGAAGAGGACAAGGAAAGUAUGAAAAAGAAGAUUUUUAUACAAGAAUCGGAUGCCUCUAACUUCUUCAAAAAGCGUGGCAAGCGAGCCACCAAAUCCAGAGAUGAGCUCAAUGCGGAGACCCGGCAAAUGCUGAUUGCUGACGAGCAAAGGAGGGAGUACUUUGAAGAGCAAAGGAACGAGUUUGAGAAUUUUGUCAAGGAAGAACGUAAAGAGCAGCAGGAGAGAAGCCGGGAACAGAUCGAGCAAUGGCGUCAAUAUCACUACGACGGUCUCUACCCGUCUUACAUGUACAACCGUCACCACAUCUAG
This is a messenger RNA of Emys orbicularis (European pond turtle), 417 nucleotides long. RefSeq names its product upper zone of growth plate and cartilage matrix associated (gene UCMA). The record is from RefSeq and is a predicted model, not a curated record. Gene Ontology annotation, cellular component: extracellular matrix. Lineage: Eukaryota; Metazoa; Chordata; Testudines; Emydidae. Gene Ontology annotation, biological process: regulation of osteoblast differentiation; embryonic skeletal system development. The transcript is spliced from 5 exons. Bases 1 to 417 code for a protein of 138 amino acids.